Lachancea mirantina is the source of this 2193-nucleotide messenger RNA. The record is from the annotation of a GenBank genome assembly. NCBI's taxonomy places the organism in Eukaryota, Fungi, Ascomycota, Saccharomycetes, Saccharomycetales, Saccharomycetaceae.
AUGAGUGGGGGCCAUGACAGUAGCCUGUUAGAAAAUGUUGUCAAGACAGUCAGGGCGUCUUCUGCUUUGGCUGCUCAGGACAUCACCUUCUAUCGAAGGAUAGAUACGUCUGUCGCUACGUCUAUCGACUCCACAGCUCAUAGACUGUUGAAUUUACUGAAUGGACUUCUGCUAUCUAUUGAUGAAAACAAUGAACCCGUUCAGGAUGGCCAAGAGGGACUCGGAGGCUCUUGGAGAAACAUAGGGAAUGCUUUAGAUACUGUUUUUGAGACUUCCGAUCUGAUUUAUACAAAGAUUGUAAAGCCACAAGAUGCAUUAACUGGAGGCGCUUCCAGACACCUCGAAGACUCGAUAAGCACUUCUCUAACGCCAGCCAAAAGGAUAGAGAAACCUCAGAAUAAGUUCGCAAGGGCCGUUGACAAUUCUGAGCUACACCCGUUCAAGCCUUUGCUAAAGUCAAAACCCAAUGCACUUAGAGGGCUCGAUGAGGUUCUCAAACUGACCCCAGAAACUGACGAGGAGCCUCGUCACUUCGAGCACCCUUACUUUUACGAGGUCGAGAUUCAGCCAUACGAUGACUCGGUUCUAAAAAUUCGCGAACCAAUAGAGUCUAAGCCGUGGGAAGGAACCAGCGCGUCUUGGGUGGACGAAGUGGAUACGCUCAAAGAUAUGGCGGCCGAAUUGCAUGACGCCAAUGAAAUCGCUAUUGAUCUUGAACAUCACGACUACAGAUCUUAUUAUGGUAUUACAUGUCUAAUGCAAAUUAGUACCAGAGAAAAAGACUGGCUGGUGGACACAAUUGCCCUGCGCGAUGACUUGCAAAUUUUGAAUGAAGUUUUGACGGACCCAAAAAUAACCAAAGUGUUCCAUGGAGCAUUCAUGGACAUCAUUUGGCUACAGAGAGACUUAGGAUUGUACGUCGUUGGUCUUUUCGAUACCUACCACGCUUCCAGAUUGUUAGGAUUCCCUCGUCAUAGUCUUGCAUUCCUAUUAGAAAAGUAUGCGAAUUUCAAAACGUCCAAAAAAUAUCAGCUUGCUGACUGGAGGGUUAGGCCUCUGACGAAGGCUCUUGUGACUUAUGCUCGGGGGGAUACCCAUUUCCUUUUAAACAUAUAUGACCAUUUGAGGAAUGCUCUAAUAGAGCAAGGGAAGCUCGCUCAAGCCUUGGCAAAUUCAAGAGAUGUUGCCAAGCGAAGGUUUGAGUACAGUGCUUUCAGACCUAAAGUUGACAAAGGCGUGUUUGUGCCCUCUGAAAAUCAAGAACCUUGGAGACCUAUGAUGUACUCAUACAACAUUCCGUUUAAGAAAGAACUUCUAGUCAGAAGACUUUACGAAUGGAGAGAUGCUAUGGCAAGAAGAGAUGAUGAAUCUCCUCGAUACGUCAUGCCCAAUCAACUGCUUGUAUCAUUAGCUGCAUUAGGGCCAGUCGAACCAGCGGGCGUCCUCUCGGUGGCUGCGCAUGUUACAGAUCACGUCAGGGCCAAUUGCAAAGCGAUUUCUCAGCUCAUUAAAAAGGCAGCUGAUGACAUUAAUGGGAAUCCUAUAACGAGCUUUCGAGUCAAUGACAAAAGUCAAGAGUCUGAUUCUCACCGCGUUAAUUUGACGGACGUGAAGCAACAGGUUACCAUAUUUCACAACCUUGUAGCACAGAGAGAGGCUGACAGUAAGCUUUGUCAGAAGUUAGCGAAGCAUUCCAGAGUGCUUUUACCACCCAGCCUCAAUGAAGCAAUCAUUUACAAGAUCGGCCGGAAGGAGAUUAUCAACGAGAAGGUAUUAUACACCCGGCAAGGCGAUUUGAACGAAAAGCUCUCUGAGCCAGCCUUGCCCGAAAAAGUUGAAUUAGCGCUUGGCGAUACGAGGGCUAAGAAUGAUUUACCGUCUGAGCGCUUGGCUACUUCGACGGAAGAUUCGGUAAAUUUGAAUAUCAAGAGCGAUGAUCUGGAAAAGGAUAAUGACAAGAACGAGGUUGUAGUGUUGAAGAAGAAGUCUAACAAACCAAAGACCUCUAAAACUCAGAAGCCCCAUACAGAGCCGAUCGACUACAAAAAUGCUAAAAGCGUUUUACAAGAAAAUACAGGCAAGGCAAAACCAUAUAAAAGAAAGCUUGAUCCUUACGCGAUUCAAGAAAGCGCGCCGCCUGGUCUUAAAAAGAGAAAGAAAACAAGAGGGAAACAGGCCUCUUUCAAGCGAUGA